Molecule: messenger RNA, 558 nt
Organism: Cylicostephanus goldi
Lineage: Eukaryota; Metazoa; Nematoda; Chromadorea; Rhabditida; Strongylidae
Source: the annotation of a GenBank genome assembly
AUGAAACCGUCAUUGCUAGCGAUCGUUUUCCUCACUGGCAUAGUUUAUUCGAAAAGAAUUUGGGACGUAUUCGAUCUGUUUUUUGGUAAUAAUGAAGAAGAUCCAGAAGAGAAUUUGAUUAUCGACGACGAAAAUCGUCAUGCCUCGGAUCGCAAACAAGAGAACCCCGCCGACAAAGGCGUCGGCGGCGAGGAUAGCAAUGAGAUUCCGUACAAAAACAUCAAUCCGCUUACCGGAAAGCGUAUCGACAAUCGCGUUGGCUGGAUUUAUCCAAUAAAACACGAUGUCCGCACUGAGGAAGGCUAUAAAAGUUAUUUGCAUACAGUGCUUCAGUACCUCAAAAAUCUUAGCACUCAGGACCACGGUCUCGGUGAAGGUGCAGGUCCAGCAUAUACGCAAUUGGACCAGCGUUUUGGUGCUUAUGAUGAAUUCGGCAAUUUUUACUGGGAUGAUGAUGAUCCGUAUGAUGAUGGUGGUGGUGAUCUAGAUAAUGAUGGUGAUGUUGACGAUUUUGAUUAUGAUUAUGGCAAUUUUUUUGGUCAUGAUGAGUUGAAAUAA